Impatiens glandulifera is the source of this 3238-nucleotide messenger RNA. Its product is annotated as putative E3 ubiquitin-protein ligase LIN-1. The coding region runs from base 130 to 3072 and encodes 980 amino acids. The transcript has 7 exons. Lineage: Eukaryota; Viridiplantae; Streptophyta; Magnoliopsida; Ericales; Balsaminaceae. The record is from RefSeq and is a predicted model, not a curated record.
CACUCUUUUGGUUUUAUCUGUCUUGGAUUGAAUUGAAUUGAAUUGGAUGUCAAACUCCAAUAAUGUCUUUCAUGAAUCAUUUCUGCAACCUUUCUCAUCAUCUCUUCUUUCAACUCUAUCCAAGAAGAUAUGUCAUCUCUGCAUCGUUUGCUAACCGAUGAAGGUUUCGAGAGAGGAAAUUCACAUACCAAGAAAACCAAACAGGUCAGGUUUAAGGACAGAACGGAAAACGACUCCAUAGUUCUUCCUAUUCACAUCUGUCAUAGCAGGAGAAGCUUUGAUAAUACAUCAAGGCCUAAAGUCAGGAAUGUCAAAGGAUCUUCGGUUUCUGUUACUAAUUCAUCGAAGAGACCACCGGGUUCUGACUCGGGGAAAUCGAAAAACUCGCUAUCUUGUUCCAGGAUGGACGAGCCUUCCAUGGAUGAAGUCGCGACUAGAGCUGUGAUUUCUAUUCUUAGCGGUUAUGCAGGUAAAUUCUCCAAGGAUUCGUGUUUUCGUGAAACGGUUAGGGAGAAAUGUUAUUACCUCUGCUUCGCUAGAAAUGGAAUCAGUACUGAUUCGAAUAACGGAGGAAUUCUCACCAGUUUGGAAUUGGGAAUGAAGAGCGCAGAGAAGUUGCUUAUUUGUCCGCAGGGGAUGUGGACCGAUACGUUCACCAAUUCGAUUCGGCUCUUAACCGUCGUCGUCGCUUCUUUGAAUUCCAGCGCCAAAGGCUCCUCCUCCUCCUCCACACGCGGAACGCCCAAUUCUCAUCUAUCGGCUUGCGCGCAGCUCUACUUGUCGAUCGUCUACAAGAUGGAGAAGAAUGAUGUCAUGUCUGCUAAGCAUCUCCUUCAAGUUUUCUGCGACGAUCCGUUUCUAGCUCGUACACACUUGCUACCUGAGCUGUGGGAGCAUUUCUUCCUUCCGCAUCUUCUCCAUCUCAAGAUUUGGUAUGGAAACGAAGUGGAAUCCUUGUCUGGUUUGUAUAACGAUAAGGAUAAGACAAUGAAAAGCUUGAAGAAGCUCUACAAUGGGCAAAUGGACAAGGGGACCACUCUGUUUGCCCUGUACUAUAAGGAAUGGCUCAGUGUUGGUCCUCAGAGAGCGCCGCCUGCACCUUCUGUUCCAUUGCCGUCUAAACGAAGUUAUGUUUCAUCAAGAAGAGGGUCUUUGGAUUCUUCUGCAACUCAUUCCUCUAUCAGUAAAUCAUUAUACCAAACUGUUUUUGGACACAAUCUGGACCCUCCUUCCUUGGAGUUUGAUGAGAUGAAUAGAAGAGCUAUGAAUGAAUGGGAUUUAGAAACAGAAAAGAAAGCUAGUGAGAAUCAUAGGACUCCAAAUCAUAGAAGACAUUCCAAAUCUGAAUUAAAGGCCGAGACUCGAAAAACAGAACACCAUACCAGGCUGUUUCCCUGCCAAAGCGUGCCUGCAGAAACCGCCAGUUCUUCUUCAUCGACGAGAAGAACCAGAAAUACCCAUCUGAUUCCAGGGGAUGUUGCCAAUGCAAUUUCCACCAUUUGUUCAUCGAAUAACCUGAGUGAAUGCGAGAUUAGUAUAAGAUUGAUCAUAAAAGCUUGGUUGAACAACAACCUUAAAGGCAAUUCCACUUUAGAAAAUGCAAUUUCUAAAGUACCUGUCAUAGAAGGCAUGUUAGAAGUGUUGUUUUCUUCAAGUUGUGAUGAAGUACUAGAACUAACAGUCUCGUUGCUGGCGGAGCUUAUAACGAGAAACGAAGCGAUUAGAGUUAUCAUAUUGAAUUCCGAUCCACAGCUUGAGAUCUUCUCAAGGUUGUUGAGGAGCACUAGUUUAUUCCUAAAGGCUGCAGUUUUGUUGUGUCUGGUUAAGCCAAAUGCAAAACAGAUGAUAUCGGCUGAAUGGGUCCCAUUGGUUCUUCGCGUUUUGGAAUUUGGAGAUCAAUCCCAGACGUUGUUUAGUGUUAAGAGCAGUCCUCAAGAGGCUGCUUAUUACUUCUUGGAUCAACUUCUUACGGGUUUUGAUGAAGACAAGAAUUUAGAGAAUGCCAGACAAAUUGUUUCUAUUGGAGGGCUGAAUUUAUUGGUCAAGAGAGUCGAUCUCGGUGAUAUUAAUGAGAAGAACCGAGCAGCUUCGGUUAUACUUUGUUGUAUACGAGCCGAUGGAAGCUGUCGACACUUUUUAGCGAAGAACUUGAAUAAGGGUUCUGUUCUUCAACUUCUUCUUCUUGGAAAUCAGAUUUUUCAAUGUCAUGCUCUUACUCUAUUGACUGAGUUACUUUGCCUUAAUAGGACGAGCGAGAAAGCAAAUUUCUUACAUGGAUUGCUAGGCGGGUGUUGCAAUUUAAACACCAUGCACAUCUUCUUCAUCUAUCUCCGGAAAGCUCGUAUUGAAGAGCGACCCAUCGUUGCUUCCUUGAUGUUGCAAUUGGACCUUCUGGGAGAUCCUGUGCAGUGCAGCGUUUACAGGAAAGAAGCGGUUGAUGCGCUGGUAGAAGGUUUGGAUUGUCGGGUUUGUAACGAGAAAGUGCAAGAACAAUCUGCUAGAGCAUUAUCAUUGUUAGAAGGACAUUUUACUUAUGCUGGAGAAGCAAAUGCAGAACAUUGGCUUUUGAGACAAGCAGGAUUUGAUUAUGAUUCUGUAGACUCGUCUCACAGGAAAGACUAUUUCAUUGCAGAUAUGUUGCAUACGAAUGAAGAGGAUGGAGCUUUACAGAAAUGGCAGAGAGAAGCAGCAACGGCAUUGAUAAACUGCGGGAGCAAUAGAUUAUUGGCUGCACUUUGUGAUUCUGUAAGUAAUGGAAUCCCAUGUUUAGCUAGAGCGAGCAUGGUGACGAUUUCAUGGAUGAGCGGUUUUGUUCACUGGAUAAGUAGUAGAGAUGUUAAGGCAGCGUGGUGUUUGACGUUGAUCCCUCGGUUGGCACAAUCUUUGAAUCGCGAUAAGGCUAUCGAGGAAAGGGUUCUUGCAUGUUUGUCGUUAGUUUCGGUGAUGAAGAUUGCAGAUUGUGGGGAUAUGAUGUUUCCAAUGAGUAAAGAAGAUGUAAUGGAGAGUUUAGGCGAGCUUUUGCCAUUGACAUGGACAGCUAAAGAGCUCAUUUCCAUGGUCACACAAAGAUGAUGAUCAUCAUAAAUAGGUUUCUUACUUUCUUCUUCUUCAUUAAUAUAUUACUUCCUUUCUUUCGACUGCCAUUUUGUAUGCAGUCUUGCUGUGAAUGAGCAAUUCAAUAAUGUAACCCAAAAAUAUUACUUUUUACUUUAUAUUUGUUUGCCAUUUUGGUCUUUUA